AUGGCUUUAUUCAAGCCUCGUCCUGUUGUUAUAUCGGGUCCAAGCGGAUCUGGCAAGAGUACAUUAAUUAAUCAAUUAUUCAAAGAAUAUCCAACAGCAUUUGCUUUUAGCGUUUCUCAUACUACACGAACACCUCGACCUGGUGAACAGAAUGGUCGAGAAUAUUAUUUUGUAUCACAAAAUCAAAUGGAAAAAAUGAUUGCUAAUGGUGAAUUUGUUGAAACAACAGAAUUUUCUUCAAAUUUCUAUGGAACAAGUAAAAAAGCUGUUGAAGAUGUAGCUAAAACAGGUCGUUUAUGUGUACUGGAUGUUGAUAAAGAAGGUGUUAAAAGUAUUCGAAAAACAAAUCUUAAUCCAUUAGUUAUUUAUAUAACUCCACCAAGUUAUGAAAUUCUUGAAAAACGUUUACGUGCACGUAACACCGAUAAUGAAAAUGCCAUUCAAUUCCGUUUAAAAGAAUCGAAAGAGUCAAUGGAAUUUAGUAAAGAACCAGGUGUAUAUGAUCAUAUUGUAAUAAAUGAUAAACUUGAUGUAGCUUAUAAAGAUUUAAAAGAAGUUCUUCGUAAAGAUAUUGAAGCAGUUUUACAACAGCAAAAAAUGAACAAUAAUGACCAAAAAUAA
Messenger RNA from Rotaria sp. Silwood2, 621 nucleotides. The record is from the annotation of a GenBank genome assembly. NCBI's taxonomy places the organism in Eukaryota, Metazoa, Rotifera, Eurotatoria, Philodinida, Philodinidae.